Echinops telfairi (small Madagascar hedgehog) is the source of this 1734-nucleotide messenger RNA. It is a transcript of the gene CUNH14orf39, whose product is annotated as chromosome unknown C14orf39 homolog. The record is from RefSeq and is a predicted model, not a curated record. Gene Ontology annotation, biological process: oogenesis; spermatogenesis; meiotic DNA double-strand break processing involved in reciprocal meiotic recombination. NCBI's taxonomy places the organism in Eukaryota, Metazoa, Chordata, Mammalia, Afrosoricida, Tenrecidae. The coding region runs from base 1 to 1734 and encodes 577 amino acids. The transcript is spliced from 17 exons. Gene Ontology annotation, cellular component: central element.
AUGAGUGACAGUCUCUUCGUCAGUUUGGACAAACUUUUACUAGAAUUCGUUUUCCAGUAUGAUCAAGCUAUAAGAACUAAAGAAGAUAUGAAUCAACGAAUUAAUAAAUGCCUUGAAGAUAUUAAAGAGAACAAAGCAACUAUUUGUAAGAUACAUGAAAUUAUAAAUAAAACAGAUGAAGAAAUUGCUUAUUACUGUAAGCAUAGUAAGGACAUCAAAGAGAACUGUAAUAACUGGAAGCCAACAUGUGAUGUUUUUCAUAAACAUGAAGAUUAUAUGAAGAACCAGUUUGCUGCUUAUCGAGAAGCUCUUGAAAAAGACAAGAAAAUGUAUCAGGGCUAUAUAUGCCAGUAUAAAGAUGUCUUGAAACAAUAUCAACGAAAAUAUUCGGAAACACCCUUUUCACAUGAAUAUUAUAAGAAGAAAACAGAACAUGAUGAAAUUAAAAGCAGGUUGUUGGCAUGCUCUGAACAACUAGAACAUAAUGAAACUAUUUUUAUGGAAUUUUUAGUUCCUGCUCCCUUUCCAUCACUUUCUAAAUGGACAUUACAUAUGGUUAAUACGAGAAAGAAAACACAAGAACUUCUUAAACUUGCUAGUAAUUUUAGCAAAAGUUCAUCCGGAAUGAAAACAGAAGUAGAUGAAAUGGAAAUAGAAGUUAAUUACUUAAACCAGCAGAUUAUAAAACUUUAUGAAGCUAAGAAACUUUCAGAAACUAUGGAAGAAAAGAGUACUAUUACAGAAAAGAGAAAGGAUUUGAAAGAAAGAGUGUUUGAAAAGGAUGAACAUAUAAUUGUGUUGGAUAAAACCCAUCAAAACAAACAAUUAAUUAUUUCUUAUGAAUCUCAUAAACUAGUAAGACCAAUAAUGACGCAUUCUUCUGAACUAAGAGUUACAGAUAAAAAAGAAGAAAGUUCUGUGAAACUUGCCAAUAUUGACUUCAGACAAAAGGAAAAUGAUGCACUGAUAUUUAAUGACUCACCUGUGAAUAAUCAGUCAGAAUAUUCACACGUUCCAUCUAAUAAAUGUUUACAGAAUUUAAUGCGAUUCAGAUUAACACCACAGAAACAACAGUGGUUUGAAAAAGAAGAUGCAGAUGCUGAAUGUGGAGAGAAAUGGACAUCAAGACAAUUAAGAGAGGCAGAAUGUACUUCAUGUGCUACAUAUUCAGAGCACUUUGAGAAGCCAGAAGAAAAUAAAAAUAAUGAAGUAGAAGAAAUCUCUGAGAAUUUUCAAAAAACUGAAAAUCCUUUACCUUUAAGAACUUCUGAAACUGCAAAAGCACUUGAAUCUUUACAGAAAUUUCAGGAUCCUAAAACACCAUCAGCUGAAAUUAACAGAAAUAGAAAAAUAGUGCCUGAAGCUCAAACACAAAAAGAAUCCCCAGAAAUUUCUUUUCUUUUGAGUUAUACUUCUAGAUCUCCUGGAUUGAAUUUAUUUGAUUCUUCUAUAUUUGAUUCAGAAAACUCAUCCGAUCAGUUUAAUGAAAAUUAUUCUGCAGCAAAUUUAAAUCCUCUCUCAGCACAAGAAAUUGGAAACUUAUUUGAGAAACCAGAAGAAGAUGCUUUUAGAUUUUCUUUAUCAUUAGAUUCUUCAACUCAUGCAUUUGGGGCUGGAAAAGAUGAUUUUAGCUUUCCAUUUUCUUUUGGACAAGAUCAAAAUGUCACACAUUCUUCCUCUUUAAAAAAUGUUUCAUCUUCCUCACAAAAUACAACCCAAUUUCCCUUUUUUUGA